AUGCCUGCACAUCUAACCGAGUCUCCCGACCGAAAUGUCGCGGCUAUUGGGCCUUUAACAGGGAGUGAUAGUUAUGCAACUUGGAAGCAUCUUAUGACCUCCUACUUAAAGGCAAGACAAGUCUGGGAUGUCGUGUCCGGAGAUCUCCAACGCCCUAACUGCCUUUUUAAAUACGCAAAGCCGAUUACGGCCGACAUUGUUCCACUGGUUGAUGAACGCCUUAUUGGAGCCCCAAGACAGAAGGCUAUCGAAGCUCGUCUAGAAGCUGAAGUCCAGGCUUUUGAGCGACAUCAGGAAUGGUCCAAACGUGAGGCUGAAGCCUAUCACACAAUCUUUCGAUAUCUUUCCGUCGAAAUCAGUGUUCAUGUUGCAGGGCUAGAAACAUCUCGAGAUCUCUGGAACGACCUUGAAGAGCGAUAUAGACGAAUGGAGCUAGCUACAUUCUGCGAACUUUUCGCCCAGCUCAAAGAAACGACUGGAUCUAGCUGCACUAGUAUACGUGAAUUCGUUGAUCGAGUCCGAUUGCUAGUACAUCGCUUAAAUGCGAUCAUGCCAGGGUCAAUUGGGGAUCACGCACACGUUGCAAUCCUCUUAACUCAGAUCGGACCGGAAUAUGCGCUGAUAGUUGAUGCCAUCCAAAAUGACAAGGAUCCGGCCAAUCCCGCCAUGAUUGGGAAUCGCCUUGCAAAUGCUGAACGGACAGUUUCAGCAAAGAAUUCUCCAACUCCUCCGCGCGGAGCACCGUCAGUUAACACAGUGAAGGCGUCUGUCAAGAAAUGCAAUUACUGCAAGAAACGAGGCCAUGAAGUCUCGAAAUGCUGGAAAAAGAACCCGCAUUUGCGCCCUAAGCGGGACAACGGUGUCAAAACAGAAAGGAGUGUUUCUGGCUCACCACAAAAUGAAUCACAUCAAGGCCAGGCAGAAGAACGGCAGGGCCCGCCGACUUCUUACAAGAGACCAAGGAUCAAUAUUGUGAGGGCGAGAGUGACGAUACAACUCAAGCUGCUACAGCUGCACGCCUUGCUCGGCGGAAUGCCUCCCGACGCCAUGCAAGAAUCACUGGUAUUAUAUCUCCUAGUCAAGUCAAGGAAAUAA
Molecule: messenger RNA, 1095 nt
Organism: Penicillium argentinense
Lineage: Eukaryota; Fungi; Ascomycota; Eurotiomycetes; Eurotiales; Aspergillaceae
Product: DUF4219 domain-containing protein
Exons: 1
Coding region: 1-1095 (364 amino acids)
Source: RefSeq, a predicted model, not a curated record